AUGGCUUCUCUUGCCCCAAGCGCCGUCGAUGUCAACACGGAGACUAUAGUGGUGGCAUCUUGUCUAGGCGGAGGCCUGCUCCUCGCUACAGCUCUCAUCGUAACAAUCAUGAUUGUGAAGAGGAGGGCGCGGCUGAGGAAGCUCCAGGAGAAGGAUCUCAAGAUGGAGGCCACCAAGGCCUGGGCAAGAGAAGGCGGUGGUAAGCUUUCUAUAACCUUGAUAGGCGGAAUCACUUUCAACCUGGUGGAAGAUUAA
Messenger RNA from Trichoderma harzianum CBS 226.95, 255 nucleotides. RefSeq lists its product as hypothetical. Bases 1 to 255 code for a protein of 84 amino acids. The record is from RefSeq and is a predicted model, not a curated record. NCBI's taxonomy places the organism in Eukaryota, Fungi, Ascomycota, Sordariomycetes, Hypocreales, Hypocreaceae. The transcript has 2 exons.